GUUCUUGCUUCCUCCACCUCCGGCGGCCGCGGCAUGCUCGUCGGCAAUUGCCGGUAUUCGUGUGUUGUGCUCCGGAGGCACUCACCGCCGUCGAAUUAUUCUCAUCACGUUGCUCGACACGCCACCGGGAAUCUGGACCGGUGCGGGAUCCUAUUCGGCCACUAGAACCCAAGCUUCCAAUGGAUGGAAAUGGAACCUUUGCAUCGGCCCUAUUUAAGCAUCGCCGCUGCACUAAUCCUUCUCCUCUCCUGCUCCAACUGUCGCCUUAAUUCGUUGCUAGAACCUGCUGAUUGAGCUUGUUCAGAUCCAAGACUUCGUGAUCUAGAUGAUGAACGCCAAGAAGAUUAAGCUGCACGACCACCACUACGGAUCGCCGCUGUGCGACCCACAGAUGUUCCCGGCCGCCGCCGCCGCCGCUGGGCUCUCCUUCCACCCGGGGCUCGUGAGCUCCUUGCCGCAGCAGCACGGCGGCUCUGGCAGCUGGCUGCACGAGGAGUACACCCCGACUCCGAGGACUGCCCCAGCGACGCAGGGCAGCUGCGUCGGCGCCGACACCGCCGCGUUCUUCGCCACCGAGCACCUGCUGGGCAUGGUGCGGUUCGACUUCCCUCUCGGGACGACGACGCUGCCGGCGACGAUGACAACGGCCAAGACGCCGCCGUUCAUCCGGUCGCCGGAGGCCGAGCAGCUGUACCGGCCAGUCGGCCCGCUGCUGCACCGCGACAACUCGGUGAGGACGUACUACGUCAGGCCGCAGCAUCGGGACGCCCCGGAAGCGCCUCCUGCGCUCAAGCUGCCAUUGCAGCAGCAGCAAGAGCAAGGGCAUGCGCUGUACGGCAACGGUUCCACCGGCAGGCUGCUCGGCGGCGAACCCAAAGCCCACUCAUUUUCACCUCAUGUUACGGCCAACACGCUUCUCCCGGCGAUGGAAGCGCCGGGCAUGCAGAGCCCAACUGAGAACCCGCUGUCCAGGAGCUGCAGUAUCGGUGCGCCGGGGACCCACACCGGGAACGUCGUCGCCGCGCCCGGGCACGGCGCGCCGAGCAAGACGCGGAUCCGGUGGACGCAGGACCUCCACGAGCGGUUCGUCGACUGCGUGAACCAGCUCGGCGGCGCGGACAAGGCGACUCCAAAGGGGAUUCUGAAGCUGAUGAACUCUGGUGUCCUCACAAUCUACCACAUCAAGAGCCACCUUCAGAAAUACCGCAUAGCCAAGUACAUGCCGGCAUCGACAUCCGAAGGGAAACAGGAGAAAAGAGCCACCGGAAAUGACGCGCAGAAUCUCGACCCCAGCACUGGAAUGCAGAUCACUGAAGCACUACGCGUCCAGCUCGACGUGCAGAGGCGCCUCCACGAGCAGCUCGAGAUCCAGAGGAAUCUGCAGCUGAGGAUCGAGGCGCAGGGAAAGAAGCUGCAGAAGAUGUUCGAGGAGCAGCUCAAGGCGAGCAGGACCGUCAGGGAGCCGCCGGAGGAGCAGCCGGUCCAGAGCGCCGGCGCUGCCGCCUUCGCCGGCGUCGGCGAGCAGGACGACGAGGACGCGUUCGACGACGUGCAGCUGCUGUCCGUGGCCGGCAGCGGAUAUAACGAUGCCAGGUUCCCGUCGAAGAUAAGCUAGCGUCUGCUGCCUGCCUCGUGCCCGUUAGUCUGCUUUGUAAUCGUAGGAUUUGACAGCAAAUAUUGGUGUAGUUGUCCAUGUAUGAUACGCACAAUGUCGGGGAAGGAGUGCCUUUGUUUUUGCCAAAUCGAGCAGUGAACUUUUCUUUUUUCCUAAUAAAAAAAAUAAAGUCUUAGGGGAUACAUGGGAGGAUUCUCGUCCUCCGAGAAGUUAAA
Molecule: messenger RNA, 1830 nt
Organism: Panicum virgatum (switchgrass)
Lineage: Eukaryota; Viridiplantae; Streptophyta; Magnoliopsida; Poales; Poaceae
Product: protein PHOSPHATE STARVATION RESPONSE 1-like
Exons: 8
Coding region: 326-1615 (429 amino acids)
Molecular function (GO): DNA binding; DNA-binding transcription factor activity
Source: RefSeq, a predicted model, not a curated record